AUCUAUGAGUAGAAAUGGAGUAGGAAUCCACAUAGAAAUAAAUAAUCACAAGAUUAAACAUUUUACAUGAUGCACUCAAACUUGCUCCGUUCAAUGCUAGGUCAUUCACUUUUCCUACGCUUUCCUCCUCGCCUACGUCACUUUUACCUACGCUGUGUUGCCUAUUUACAUUUUGCAUCAAAUAUUCUUCAUUAGAAUUUAGUAAAUUAUUAUCAAUUUGUCAAAAUGACCGAUUACAGUCAAUUUGGAGCCGUUUUGGCUCAAUUGGCAAACAAUCCAGCUCCACCUAUUCCUGCAUUGGAUAAUAUUAUUGAGUGGGACGACGUUAGUGGUAAUCCGAUUUUUCCAGAUCCACAGGAAGUAUGGAGAAGAUUCGUACCAAAUUCGAUGAGAAUCAAAUCAUUUGCAAACACGGUCGUAGCGAGAGAAUUUAUUGCUGGAAUGGAGAAUGGACAGAGACAAACUUUUACCGUGAAUUACAAUGGGAAUGGAGGAACAGAUACAGCAACGGAGAGAAGUUUGUUGGGGUGGAUUUUAGGAGGAGAUUUGAAGAUGAUCCAUGUUCAACGUACGAUUCGUCGACUCACAGUGACCAAAACUCUUGGACUACUUAUUCCUUUCGACAAUCACUAUCCUUUGCAGCCACUACGAGUAUCAAAAGAGGGGACAAGAAUUGGUAAACCGAUUAAUGAUCUUAUGCUGGAAAUUAACCUCAAUGCCGAGCGUGGUGUUAUGGGACCAGGAUCAUUUUGUUGCCGUGAACCUCAUUGUGUUGUGACUGGUCCGUUGAUUACUCAAUGUUCUGUGGUGCAAUGGGGAUCAAGUCAAAAUCAGAGGGUCAAUUUAAGAAAAAGAUUCACAUGCUCUACCACAAACGUGGUCUAUUUGGAGCACUGUCAAGCUUGCUACGAUGACGGUGGAUGGAGUACAUAUGUAGGAGAAACUGCAGCAAAGCGUAAUGCACAUGGACGAUUUGGACAACAUGAUUACGAAUUAUGUAAUGAGCGUAAUGGCAAACGAUACCCGAACAAUGCUGCAGUGGCCGCCGAAAUCAACCAAAUAAUGCAACAACCCCCAGCACCAGAACGUGAUCCAGAACAGUUAAUGAGGGAUCCGUACUCCCAUUUCAACUAUGUUCAUCAACGAACUGAUAGACGAUAUACUUUCGUGGAUGGGGGGUUUCGAAGCAGUACUGAAAGGAAAGCAACUGAAUAUUUGUUUAUGGUCCAAUGUGGUAAUUUUACCUAUAAUUCUGCGACUUUCAGUGGUAGCUUGAAUCAGUUAACCUUGGAUUAAGUAUUCUUAUGUUUUUAAAACUUUUAUGUUCUGAUUUGUUCAAAUGGAAACCAGUUUCUGUUUCAUCACUAAUCUACACCAUUAAUUUUUUGUUCUGAUAUAAAACUAUUUAUCGUAUUAAACUUAUAAGUCAUGUGUAAACCCUGUUAUAACAUACGUGUCAAU
Molecule: messenger RNA, 1461 nt
Organism: Folsomia candida
Lineage: Eukaryota; Metazoa; Arthropoda; Collembola; Entomobryomorpha; Isotomidae
Exons: 4
Coding region: 226-1296 (356 amino acids)
Source: RefSeq, a predicted model, not a curated record